Anastrepha obliqua is the source of this 1155-nucleotide messenger RNA. RefSeq names its product transcription initiation factor TFIID subunit 12 (gene Taf12). The coding region runs from base 453 to 1034 and encodes 193 amino acids. Gene Ontology annotation, molecular function: protein heterodimerization activity; TBP-class protein binding; DNA binding. Lineage: Eukaryota; Metazoa; Arthropoda; Insecta; Diptera; Tephritidae. The record is from RefSeq and is a predicted model, not a curated record. The transcript is spliced from 3 exons. Gene Ontology annotation, cellular component: transcription factor TFIID complex; SLIK (SAGA-like) complex; SAGA complex. Gene Ontology annotation, biological process: DNA-templated transcription initiation; RNA polymerase II preinitiation complex assembly.
UUGGUCGGCCGCAAAUGGAAAGUAAAGUUUUGUUGUUCAUUAUUUCAAUAAUAAUACGGGAAUUUACUUCGUAAAAUAUUAGCGGGGUAAGUCACUAUAAAAUGUGCAGAGAUUUUUCUGCUACUUAAUUAUUAUACACAAAAACGUGCUUUCCAUGACCACAUUUUUUAAGACAAAACCAACAAACGAAGUUUAUAAUCUUUCAACUGAUUUCUCCUAUAAACUCGGACAAAAAUUUAAAAACCUACCACAAUUCUGGAACGUAGGCCUGUGUUGUUUUUACUUUUUACUAUAUGCACUCCCGUAAAAGAAAUACUCCCGCACACCGCCUAUCCAAAAACUAAGCGAUCAAAAUUAUACCAGCUUUCCCUCAAACUGGCUUGGUUUUUGGUCAAUCCAUAUUAUUUUACUGCAAAUCCGCUACAUUGGUAACAAGAAAGCAAAAACAUACAAUGUCGGAUAUUUUUACAAAUUUCGAUAGCAACGGCGCUUGCGACGAUUCUCAGGACAUCAUAAUGGCAUCGCCCUCGCAAAGCAGCCCUUUGACCAACUCAAACUCCAACUCUGUGGGGCUUGGUUCGGCUAACAAUACACCAGGUGGUAGUAGUGGUAGCGCGCAAAAUGCGAGCUCUGGAAAUGCAGGCACCAAUGGCACAUCUAGUGGCAGUGGCGGUGGUGGAGGAAAAACAAAUACAGGCGCAGAAAAUCAACCCAUUUUAACAAAGCCACGGUUGCUGGAACUGGUGCGCGAGGUCGACGUAACCGCGCAAUUGGAUGAAGACGUCGAAGAGCUUUUACUACAAAUCGCAGACGAUUUCGUGGAGGAUGCAGUAAAAGCGACUUGCGCAUUUGCAAAACAUCGAAAAGUGUCCAAAGUGGAGGUGCGUGAUGUGCAACUUCAUUUAGAACGCAAGUGGAAUAUGUGGAUACCUGGCUUUGGAACUGAUGAGUUGCGGCCAUAUAAACGUGCAGCUAUUACGGAGGCACAUAAGCAACGAUUAGCACUAAUACGGAAAACAAUUAAAAAGUAUUGAAAAAUCUCACUUAAGUGCGUGGUGUUCAUCUUUUUAUUCUCUACUAAAUAUACAGAUACGUAACUUAAGGGUUUUUAUAAAUAUACAUAUGGUAUUAAGUUCGACUGUGUGUUCACCAAAA